Messenger RNA from Homalodisca vitripennis (glassy-winged sharpshooter), 743 nucleotides. RefSeq lists its product as uncharacterized. Bases 57 to 698 code for a protein of 213 amino acids. The record is from RefSeq and is a predicted model, not a curated record. Lineage: Eukaryota; Metazoa; Arthropoda; Insecta; Hemiptera; Cicadellidae. The transcript has 4 exons.
UGUCUCCAGUGUUUCAAUUAUUAGCACAAGCAAGUGAACUGGAAUCGUGGAGUAACAUGUUCCUGCCUGUGUUAUUGCAAGCGGUCCUACUGCUUCUGGCCAUUGUGUGUACACAAAGCAUACACAUUACCACCAGAAAUGAAGUGGAUCUUCGUAAUUUGUUAAAAAACAAUACAAAUACAGAAGGAGCCACAGAUUUUGAAGGAAAUCAGCAAACAAUUUUUAGUGCUGAGAGUAGUCCUGUCACCAUAAGACACUUUAGACAAGGCCAAUCCAAUCCUAUGCGCAUAGGCAUCACACUCAGUGUCUUCGACACUAUAAAGUAUAAAAACUUCUGCAGUUUCUGUUUCGACAUUUCACAGUUUUUUCCAAAUAGCCCAUGUAUUUACGCAGCAACAGACCUUGACAACGGUAUCCAUUACAGUAUAACUGAAGAAACCCCCCAACCCGAUAAAGUAUUUUCAUUUUUAAUAGGACAACCCUCAUCAUCGGAUCAAUGUCACAGCUUAAAGAUGCAAACCGAUCGAGUGCAAGCAUGUUUGAAGUGGAAAGAUGUCAAUUGGGAUCGCGUCAACGUUAAUGCUUGCAUGUAUGCCCGACUUAAAUAUCACAACCGUCAUGAGAAGGAUAUUAAAAUACACUGUUGUCAAUUUACGACGGAUACUACAGGUCCUCCAAUCACGAUUCCACACGCAUAAUUCUAUUUACUAAAUAUAUAAAGUCAAAGUUUAUGUAUAUAUAUA